UGGGAAACGUGUGUUGGUAUUCCUUCCCUAGUUUUGGCGACCCAGAAACAAAUCAAACAUAAGAGCUGAAGAAGGAGUGGUGCGCGGUGGAAUGGAAUCACCGGGGAAGGCGGGGAUGUAGACUACUGCUGAGAGCCAGAGAUUACGCACUGCGACUUUGAGUUGAGGGGAUCUGUACCAUCUCAUUGAAACCCUCACACAAUCCAAAUCCUUAGGAUCCGGAUCCCUUGUUUCCUCACCAAAACUCCGAAAGGGCUGUCAAAGUUUCCUGUGCUCCCUCGGGAACAAAUCCUGAGUUGGAGAGAGAGAUAGAGAGAGAGGAUGGAGAGGGGUAGGUUGAGGGAAACAGAGGAAACUUGGAGCAGAGGUGUUACUGAAAUUGAAAGGGCAAAGCAGAGAUGCAGAGCGGUGAUAGAUGGAUUACUAUCGACGACGACGUUACCACCAAAUCCAAAUCGAACCCUUCUCAGACUCGCCCACUCUGAGCUCUCUUUCCUUUCUCGUUUUCCCCAUUCCCAUCCCUUUCCCAUUUCUCUCAGUUCCAACAUUGGUCACCUUGAGGCAGUUGUACGCAUUCUCCAGCACCCAUUUGUCAAAGGGGUAUCACGUGUUUGUAAGCCGGUUUCUCUAUCACCACCUUUGGCUUCUCUUCAAAAUGGGGGGCACAAUACUGCAAAAAAAUCAGUACAUGUUGAUAUAGUCUGUACCCUUAAUGGAAACCCUGUAUGGUUCCUUGUGUCUGCUAGAAACCCCAAGUUUGUUUCUUGGGAUGGUGGGUCUUGUCAAAAUAAUAAGGGCCUAAGAACACGAAUACAACAAGUUGUUGAUGCAGCUGCCCAUUCCGUCCCAUCAACAAAACCUUAUUCAAUCAUCCUUUUCUUCUCAAAUGGACUUGAUGAAAGUGUCCGCACGAACCUUGAACGUGAAUUUGGCGCCUCUGAGCUCGGGAUUGAAUUUCCCGUUUCUGACUUUGGUUUUUCCGAGGAAUUAGAGGACGGGUGGAUUUACAUUCACGAGAGAUCAUUAAGACUAAGUGCGUACAUCCUUGAAAUUAAGGUGGAUCAGUCAAGGAAUUCUGUGCCAAAGAUGGAAUGUGGGUUGAAGGAUCCACUCCUGGGUGCUAUAAGUACAAGAGAAGACCUCCAAGAAGAGUGCCUUGGUUUGAAUUUAGGUGCUUCUUUUUGUUCCCUAAUUUCAAGGAUGAAACCACACCCUUUGGACUUGAAAGAUGCAGAAUUCGCUCGAGAAAAAGGCAUUUCCGGUGAAGGUGAUAUGAUAAACUUUGAUACCACUGCUUUGAUUGCUCUUGUAUCAGGAAUUAGUAAUGGUGAUACGGAGAAAAUUCUAUCUACAUCUGAGAGAGAAUUAAGGCUGAGAUUUAAGAGCAACUAUGAGUUUGUGAUUGCGCAGGUGAUGUCUGAAAUUCAGAACCCAAUCCAUGUGGAACUCGAUGCUGUGUUAUCUGGCAAAAGAGGCAUGAUCUGCGAACAUGUUUGUUCGGAGUUUAAGGAGUUAGUGUUAAUGUGUGGGGGGAAAAAUGAGAAGUCAAGGGCUGGCCACUUACUAAAAUGCAUCAUGGUUGUGCCUGACAGUCCAUCAGCCCGCAUGAUGAGCCUUCCAAACACCAGAAAGCUGGCCUUCAAGAACAAGGUUUGUUUUGGCACGGGAGAUCAAUGGCGAGCUCCAACCUUAACUGCUAACAUGGCUUUUGUAAGAGCUAUUUCACAAACUGGGAUGUCUCUGUUUACAAUCGAGCAUAGGCCGCGUGCUUUAACUGGUGAUUAGGGCUUUAAAUGAUGGGUACAAGGGAGUUUCUUGUUUCCAUGGGAGAGCAACGUUGAUACAAAGUAGUUGAAUGGUCAUUUUCAGCUUCUGGAACCCAGAACAGGAAUCCAUUCGGCCAUGCUACUUGUCGAAGUUGAUAGGAAAAUGAUCAUGGCUUUACACGGAAUAAUUUGAACCAUCCCUUGUCAAAACUAUGUAGUUAUAGAUAGGGGGCUUGGUGCAAUGUUAGCACGAAUGAAUGCUCAUCCCCUUCGAGAAAGAAAAGGGGGAAAUAUGUUUGUAAGGACAACCAAUAAAUCGUAGGCGGACGUAAAUAACUUCUGGGCGGAUGAAUAUUUACAUAAGAGUCUCCUUACAACGAAAUUUUGGAGAUCCUUGCAACCUACAAUCAUAUCGCUGACCUUUUGACUGACU
Rhododendron vialii is the source of this 2199-nucleotide messenger RNA. RefSeq lists its product as uncharacterized. The record is from RefSeq and is a predicted model, not a curated record. NCBI's taxonomy places the organism in Eukaryota, Viridiplantae, Streptophyta, Magnoliopsida, Ericales, Ericaceae. The transcript is spliced from 4 exons. Bases 322 to 1785 code for a protein of 487 amino acids.